Molecule: messenger RNA, 885 nt
Organism: Glossina fuscipes
Lineage: Eukaryota; Metazoa; Arthropoda; Insecta; Diptera; Glossinidae
Exons: 1
Coding region: 508-876 (122 amino acids)
Source: RefSeq, a predicted model, not a curated record
AGAGAGAGAGAGAGAGAUUCAAAUCUCAACUGGCUGAACGAACGAAAAUUCAAUCAACUUAUAUUAACUGUACACAAUACGUCAAGUGUCGAACUCGAAAAAAAUAUCAUCUGAUGUCAUCAUGUUCGUUCAAAAAUUUCUUACUUCAAUAAUAUAUUUGAAGAGUGAUUUGUUUGUCAAUUGCUUUGCAUAUAUUUAACCAAAUCAAUCUGAUGAUGACUUGGAAAAUACGUUGGAAGAAAUGCAAAAAUUUUUUUAUAGUAAUUUGAAUGAUUUAAAUGAAAUACGUGCGUGCAUAUAUAUGAAGAGGGUUUGUUUACUUUCAGAGUUCCAGUCUAAUAUUUGAAUAUCGAAUGUGUAUUGUGAAACUUUUGAUUUAUAAUUUUCUUAUAGUUUUAAUAGUAGCGAAUCAAGAUUCAGGAUGUGUUUAUCUGAUUAAAAGUAAAUAAAUAAAAUAAAGCGAAAGUAAGGGUUUUCUAACGAUUCCAUUUCACCGCAGAUUCUGAAAUGGGCCAUAAUCUCGACUCUCAAUUAACGGAUCCGGUUGUUUUACCAAAAUUUGGUUUCGGUUUUCGUAUGAUAACCGUCGCAGUGAAUAUGCUAGCGGUAUUAACAUUUAUCCAACCGAAUCGGGAUCGUCGCAAAUAUCUCUUCCCAUGCAUAUUGUGGAAUUUCUAUAUGUUAACAGCAAUAGCUGAAAAUAUUUUAGAAAUUGCUUGGUCCAUGCUUAAAAUGGAUAUACCGUUUACCGUAUUUGCUACAAUUAAUAUCGUUGGCGUGUUUAUGUUGGCCUUUCAAAGUAAAUUGACCAUGCAAAUGUUACGUUUUUACGAAUAUUUAAAUUACAUGCCUAACGGUUAUGCACCAUUUGUUUAAAAGCUUUCC